AGAAGGAAGGUUUGAACAGCAGCGGCAGUGUGCUCCGUCCGAGUGAUCCUUGCUAUUCCUGUCACUGAGCCUGUCUCGGUUACUCUGUAAUCCAUCCCAGAGCUGGAGAGAGAGGGAGAGAGCUUCGUUCAUUACUACUGCAUAAUUUACAAAAUAAAACCCACACGCAUUUUAAUUUCUGCAAGACAAAAUACUGCCAACAGGAACGAUUUAUUUCGCUUUCGUGUUACAGAACGAGUUGCAAUUUUGGCUAUCCAUGAGCACUGAUUUCCGGCAGUACAACUUCAGGAUGCCAAACAUAGGGUUCCAGAACCUUCCACUCAAUAUCUACAUUGUGGUUUUUGGGACAGCAAUCUUUGUCUUCAUCCUCAGUUUACUGUUCUGCUGUUACUUAAUCAGGUUACGACAUCAAGCACACAAGGAGCUUUAUGCGUAUAAACAGGUCAUACUGAAAGAGAAAGUAAAAGAACUUAAUUUGCAUGAGAUCUGCGCAGUCUGCUUGGAAGAGUUCAAGCCGAAAGAUGAGCUUGGGAUCUGUCCAUGUAAACAUGCAUUUCACAGAAAGUGUCUGAUCAAGUGGCUCGAAGUAAGGAAGGUUUGUCCACUCUGUAAUACACCUGUCCUCCAAAAUAACCAAGAGUCAGGAGCUAUGAGUGGGACGGACAACCUCGUGUAGCACACACAGCUCGCAUUUCAACUCAAGAGAAAGGAUUUUCUUUUUUGUAUCAUCAUUACUUUUGUUCAUUUGUCGUUUCAUUUUUUCCGUGUGUGUAAUGGAACCGAGUCACAAGGUGGCAAUCCUGCGGACCCAUACCUGAGUGUGUGGUUAAUGGCGCACCGUGACACACCGCAAGGGGACUGGAGAGUCUCGAACACCAAAGCACUUUUUUUUUUGUCGCUGGUUCCACCAGGAGGUGCUGCUGGACCUGUCAGUACAACAUAGCAGCCAAUCUGACUUGAGUUAUACACGAAGGAGCACUUUACAAUGACUCAUUCUCCUCCCCUUUUCCAACUGUCACAGGUACAAAAAAAAAGAGACUGGAGGUGUGUACAGCAUAGGGUUUUCUUAAAGUUCCUUCAGAUUGAGCACUCGGGUGGCAAAAAGGGGCGUGUCAACAUUUUAAUGGAUAAGCAAACAAAGGGAAUGGACUUCGGCCUUUUCAAAGUGGAAGCUUUGAGCAUUACAUGACACUAUGCAAAGCAGCCAACCAGGAGGCAGGACUUCGCAAUGAUUUCAUGCUUAAACCCAAGUUUCAAAAUUGCCAAAACAGAAGUGUUGAAGCUCUCACUCCUAUUUUAGAUUAGGUCUGUGAAUGAUAAUGCUCGAGUUAUCGUUCACCGCCCUUUGUUCCUCUUGGCAUUAAAUCAUCGAACCAGCGAUGAUGAGGCACUUUCUUUUUGGGGGAGGGGUUGGAAAAGUGGUCAAACUCUGUUCAAGACACUACACAUAUGGCUGAAUGAGUGGAGCUCUUUGGGACAAUCCCCUUAGUUAAUAGAUGAUUUUAUUUUCCUUUUUUAAUGUAAAGCAUUAUUAAGAACAUUUUGUAAGAGUUUUCAAACACUUUGAGCCUUUGUGAACGCUUUCUGUGGUUGGUCAGGAGCUGAGAUGUGUCAGGAGUUCAUUCAGUCAGGCUCCUCCGGCAGGUGGAGAGAACAUUAUAGUGUUAAUUAGAGACCCCACUCAGAGUUUGAGUAGACAGCAGAUCUCAGCUGUCGAAUACAUCAGCAUAUGGUCAAUAGUGUAAGUGUGGUCAAUAGUGAGAUCCUUUGCAAAGAAGUAAUAUAAUGUUAAAAAAUAAUAAUGCUUUUAAAGAAAACAACGAAUAAGGAAUUUGGGUAAGAAAGGUGAGAAAAAUGUGAAGGUUGAGAAAGGAAAGGUGGAGGUGGGUUUGGGAAUGGCUAGAGAGCAAGGAGAGCUGCUUGGAAAACCGAAAACUAUCUGAACUGAAAUCAGACUAGGAUUAGCAUUGAACCUCUCAUCUGUGUUAGUAAGACAGGUAGCACUGGGAUGUGUACCAGCACAGCUAAUGAAAGCCUUGUGGACCUUUUCCUAAUUCUUUAAAAUUGGUGUCAUUGGUAGACAGGAUGGUUAAGAAGGCAUUUAGCAUGUUUGCCUUCAUUGCUCAGACUUUUGAAUACAGGAAUUAAAAUGUCAUGUUGAGUUUGUAUAGGAUGUUGGUGAGGCCUCUUCUGAAGUACUGUGUCCAUUCCUGGUUGCCCUGCGAGAGGAAGAAUAUUAUUAAAAGGGAGAGGGGUCUGAAAAGAUUUACAAGGAUGUUGUCAGGAAUAGUGGGUUUUGAUAUAUAAAGAUAGACUGGAAAGGCUGGGACAUUUUUUUUAGCUGCCACAUAGGAGGUUGAGGAGUGACCUUCUUGAGAUUUAUAAAAUCAUCAGGGGCAGAGAUAAAGUGAAUAGCAAGGGUCUUUUCCCUAGGGUUGGGGAGUUCAAAACUCUGGGGCAUAUUUUUAAGGUGAGAAGAGGAAGAUUUAAAAAGAUCACGAGGGGCAACUUUUUAACACACAGUUCGUGUGCAGAAUGAACUGCCGGAGACAUUGUAGAUGCAGGUAUAGUAUAACAUUAAAAAGACAUUUGGAUAAGUUCAUGAAUAAAAAAGGUUUGGAAGGAUAUGGGUCAAAAGCAGGCAGGUGGGACAAGAUUAGUUUGGCAGCAUUGUUGGCAUGGAUUAGUUGGACCGAAGGGUUUGUUUCCAUGCUAUAUGACAGUAUAACAUCAUUCAUUUAAAGACCAAUUUCCUCAAAGUUAUUGCAACCUUGUCCUGGUCUCCCAAUAAUGAGCAACAUAAAGAGGUGAUUCUGAAAGAAAGAUUAAAUGCUGGAGCUUUGUUCUGAGAUUCAGAAUGUUGCUGGUGCGGGCUGUUAGGAACCUACAAUUGAUUUGUUUUUAUCUUAUUUGAGUUACACAUGACCUUUAUCCGAAAUGCUUUUUUUGAGAAUGUCAGUGAAAAGUAUAUCGCAUUUGAAGUGAAAACGCUGCCAUUUUUGUUCCCCAUAUUUUUGUUUAACCUCCCCCAGAUCUCAGAAUGCCCAGUUCUUUAUAACAGAACAUUGUGAUGGCUUUACGCUUUCCCUCUUUAUCAGGCUACAUGACACUUUGUUAAAAGGCCUUUUUCCUUAUUGUUUCUGAGUUACUGUAACUAGUGAGCUGAACUUUUACAACUGUCUGUCGUGGGAUAAAGAAAUCAUCGAAUUUUAAAGCACAGUGGAGGCUUUGCAGCCCGUCAUACCCAUUCUAGCACUUUGACAAUGUUAUCCAAUUAGUCUCACUCCCUUCCUCUUACUCCUUUUUGUUGGGACCUCUGUUUUCUUCCCUUCAAUUGUAGACUCUUUUUCUUUUAGCUAGGCAGGAUGGUUCACUGUGUGAUUUUAAUGAGACCGAACUAUAAGUUCUUUUUGAACAAACUGGACCUUUUAGUCAGUUAGAAAUGUCCAGUUCUAAUUGCUGAUAGUGAGACACAAUGAAGCAGGAGGGUUGUCUUUUUCACUCUCUCUCUCUCUCUCUCUCUCUCUCUCUCUCUCUCCCUCCCUCUCUCUCUCUCUCUCUCUCCUCUCUUUCUCUCUCUCCUCCCUUUCUCUUUCCCUUUCUCUCUCUUUCUCUCCUCCCUUUCUCUCUCCCUUUCUCUCUCCUCUCUCUCUCUCUCUCUCUCUCUCUCUCUCUCUCAGUACCUCCUUUUGUGAGACAUUGUGAUGAUGGGAGGGUGUGAUAUUAACCUAACUUGCUAGACACAAAACCUACAGAGUCAGAUAGAAAGACAACUUUAUAUCAUUUCCAAAAUUACCAUCUAUGAUUCAUGAAGCCAAAAAUCAGGACUGGAUAUCCCGACCAUUCCAACUUACACUCAUCAAGGCAAGGUGUGACAGAGAUUGAAUCCUUGAAUAAUUUGUGUAAGGUAUUUUUCUUCUCCCAGAAGAUAGGCUCCUCUAUCAGCUGAGUUAGCAGGUCCAUUACCGACUGUGAAACUGAGCCUUCUGUCUGAGGGAAUGAGGCAGGUUCAAUCCUGGCUGCUGAGGCAGCUGAGUUUCAGAUAUAUCGGCAGAGAGUUUAACAACAUGUUCUAGAUCCAUAUUUAACCAAUCCAUAUAAUGCUGCGAAAGUUCACCAUGUUUGGAUUCCCUUUAUGUCCUGAUGCCUUCUGAAGAUAAAUAACCCACCGACAGUAUCUGUUAAAAACUGAUUACGUCACUGAGAUACCAAAGAACUAGAACAUCCAUGCUGUCAAACCCAUGGAGAGUGGUAUUCAUUAUUCAGCCAUUUGUGACCUGCCUUCAUUGGUUCUCAAUAGACUUGCUACUCGUUAUGGCAUUCACUUCUCUGAUCUUGGCCCAGGAUGCUGAUGACAUGGUUUCUCUAUGUAAUCCUGCUACCUGCUCCCCAGAAGGUGAAGGAAUCCUGAAGGGAAAUUCAUGAGAAGAGUUGAACAAAGGCCUAUUCAAUUGGAAUUAUUCCCCCAUGCUGUCUUCCUUUGCUAAAGUCAUUGGUUGUCGAUUGUUGUUUGCUGAGGAGUUGGGAGUUUGUUCUGCAGUGAGCUACUGAAAUGAAAUCCCCUCCUGACUGGUGCCACAACCGCGAGCUUCUCAAGAUGGCCAAUUGUUGGGUUUGUCAGUCUGCGAUGAGUCCUACACUGCCUCAAUUUCUAAGGCAAGGAGUCGAAGAGAUACAACCUGAGAAUUAUAUUUUUUUAAAAAAGCACAAUAAUACAAAGCACUUAACAUGUUGAUGGGCCAUUACAAGUCUGGAAAACCAAGCUUAAUCAUAUGACUUCCCAUCAAACAAAUUCCCAAUCACAGCCAAGCCUAUUCGGAAGAGGAAAGUAGAGCAGAACCAUCUCCUAAGAAAGGCCUAGAAACCUGCUGCUGUCUUAGAUGGGGAUUGAUGUAUGGUGGACGAGGACAAGGAAGUAAGGAAUUAUUUUGGUACAAGUAUCAAAACCGCUUGAAAUGAAGGAAUGGUGAACAAUGUUAAUGAAAGCUGUAACUAGAAGUGCCCUAUAGUGGGGCGUAGCUUUCAUCUCAAAUCAGCAUCUGAGCAAAUACUUCCAAAGACGACAAACGCACCACUUGCAACCCAUUAUCAGGUUACAAUUCUACAAGUAUAUAUGACUUCUCAAUUAUAGCACAAGGAACACAGUAUUUUGCAUUAACAGUGUCGUGACAAAUUGAAGACUGCCAGUUUCUGAGC
Hemiscyllium ocellatum (epaulette shark) is the source of this 5196-nucleotide messenger RNA. RefSeq names its product ring finger protein 24 (gene rnf24). Bases 257 to 676 code for a protein of 139 amino acids. The record is from RefSeq and is a predicted model, not a curated record. NCBI's taxonomy places the organism in Eukaryota, Metazoa, Chordata, Chondrichthyes, Orectolobiformes, Hemiscylliidae. Gene Ontology annotation, molecular function: ubiquitin protein ligase activity; zinc ion binding. Gene Ontology annotation, cellular component: endomembrane system. The transcript has 6 exons.